Molecule: messenger RNA, 747 nt
Organism: Metarhizium robertsii ARSEF 23
Lineage: Eukaryota; Fungi; Ascomycota; Sordariomycetes; Hypocreales; Clavicipitaceae
Product: Ankyrin repeat-containing domain protein
Exons: 1
Coding region: 1-747 (248 amino acids)
Molecular function (GO): protein binding
Source: RefSeq, a predicted model, not a curated record
AUGCUGCUCGAUAAUGCAGCUGACAUGGAGUCAAAGGAUGCCAUGGGUCGGACACCGUUAUCGCUGGCUGCCGCGAAUGGCCGUGAGUCUAUUGUGAAACUUUUAGUCGAGAACGGAGCCGAAAUCGAGUCCAGCGAUUUCAUGCGUCGGACACCAUUAUCGCUGGCUGCAGCGAAUGGCCGUGAGUCUAUUGUGAAACUGUUGGUCGAGAAGGGAGCCAACUUCGAGUCGGAGGAUGACAUGGGUCGGUCAUCUCUAGUCUGGGCCGCCGAGAAUGGUCACGACGCCGUCUUGAAGUUUCUACUCGAUAACGGAGCCGGUGUUGAGUCACGGGGUGGCAAGUAUAAUCGGACACUAUUAUCUGUAGCUGCUGCGAAUGGCCAUAAGCCUGUUGUCAAGCUGCUACUCGAUAAAGGAGCCGAUAUUGAGUCAACAAAUAAUUGGGGUCAGACACCGCUAUGCUUGGCGACCAUGAUGGGUCAUGAGCUUGUCGUCGAGCUGCUGCUCGAUCGAGGAGCAAAUAUCGAGUCGGGGUCUGUUCGAUAUACAUCUCACACACCGCUCUCACUGGCCGCCUCGACGGGCCAUGACGCAAUCGUCGGCUUGUUGAUUAGUAGGGGGGCUUGCACCGACUCACCCGGCCCUGGCGGUUGGACAGCACUGCAAUUGGCCGCCUGGCUUGGGCAUGAGGCUGCUGUCAGGCUUCUUCUAGAUGGUGGAGCCGAUAUUAAUUGGUUUGGGGACUAA